Molecule: messenger RNA, 5099 nt
Organism: Topomyia yanbarensis
Lineage: Eukaryota; Metazoa; Arthropoda; Insecta; Diptera; Culicidae
Exons: 12
Coding region: 766-4890 (1374 amino acids)
Source: RefSeq, a predicted model, not a curated record
CCAAAUCAGUCUGUUCGUCGCGAAUGUUGUACAUGUUGUGCGGGUGAGGUGAUAGUUAUGUUCGUGCUUGAUCGCAUAGUUUUCUUUCCAUCUGACCUCUGGAUAAAUUGUUUUAAAUUGAUAUGAAUGUCGUACGGUUCGACCGAAAUAUGUUCUCCAGGUAAUCGAUGGCCCAAUCUACGUGGUAGUUCGAUUUCUUUAAGAUGUGCACCAGUUUACACGCAAGAAUAAUUAUGUGAUUUCAUUAUUGUCCAAUUUUGCUGGAGGAAAAUGUAUGCUAAUGUAAUACGUUGAAGUGCGAACAAGACGACAUCAAUAAGGCCGUUAACUAGAAGAGCAAGGCAGUAGUUGACUACACUUAUUGGAAAGAGUUGCAGAACAAAAGUGUUCGUGUACGCUCGAGUCAAUGGAAUAGUUGUGUGUGUAAUGUGUGAUUGCUGCUGCUUUUCCAGCUUGAAGAAAAAUUCGAUUUUAUGGAAGUUAUUUGAGGUGUGAUGAGAAGAUGUUAGUUAAUACACGCAGAUAAUAACAAGAAUGUGAAUCCGGUGCAGAAAUGGUGUUUAACUUCUUGGAUUACACAAUUUAUUGGAUUAUACGUACAAAAAUAAUAGAAUUUUGUUAACAUGACAUGAACGAUUAAAGUAACUUCUGAUCGUAGACGAUCACAUCAGUUUCUAGAACUGAGCGAAUUAAACUGAUAGCGUGCUUGUUGCGGCUAUGUAACAAACACAUUUGCCAAAAACAAAAACAAAAGGACGCGCAAUAAUGGAGACUGGUGAUACAGCAACCCUCCCGAUGGGCACUAUGGUACCUGCCCUUGUUCGUCCAAACACACUACUGCCGCCCGAGAAAGAACCAGUUCAGUUUCAGAUAAACCUCAUUGGCGCCCCGCCAGAAGUAGAACAACUGAUCGAGCAUAUCAAAGCCGUGGCAGAGCAGUUUCUGUAUCACUGGAAAACGUUUCCCAUCAAUUUACCUACACCUCUUUCUAGCAGUCCUGGAGGUGGCGUAGGAAAUGGAGGCGGCGGUGGGGGUGCUAUUGUUAGCAGCAUCAAUAUCAAUAACAUGGCUGGCAUCAAUCGGAAGUCACGCCCGAUCAACUUGCGUGAUCUUUUUAUUGCUCCCCCAUUCGACGAACUGGAUGCUGUAGCGGCGGAUGGCACGGGUGAACCAAGAUUGCUGAAUAACUCUCAGCUACGAUCGCUGCGCGAGCGAGGCUUGCAAAAGGACAAAUUUGGCAAACCGAAGAAAUUAAAUUUGGAACAAUUGGACUCGAUACAGUUGACCGGUGAGUUUGAGGUACCCAGCCUAAAUUUUCCGGGUCAAAUGCAUCGCUGGCGACUUUCACAGUUCCUGCAAAAAGGCUCCGAUAGGACGCGCGAUUCUCUGCUAGGGGAUCUGGCCAUGUCUGCACGGUUUCUGGUUAUUACUGCCAAAGGACGAUUGUUUGGACAUUUUUUCUCCGUUAGUCACGCUGCCCGCGCUCUUCUGCAGGGGUUGACUAAGUUGAUUGAUAUGGUGAUAGGUGUUCCAUCCUUAUUGGCGCAGAACCUCGAUAAUAAAAUUAGGGAAGAACGAUGCCGCUAUUUGGUAGCCGAGUUAGUUUGUAGAAGUGAAUACGAAGACUGUUUGGACGCUCUCUGUGGCUACGUACGACAUCAGCUUCGUCGGGCCACCAUGGAAAAGUUCGAUGUAAAUUGUCAGCAGGCGCAACCGGUACCUUAUCUAUACGUUACUCCAAAGGGCCAGGAUAUAGACAUGCGCUUGUUUUCCAAAGAUAUUAUGCGCAAAGCACUGCCUAUCCUCGUUGGGAUACUGGAAAAGGAAACCCGUGGGUGGUUCUUACACUUUCGCGAACGUUUAAUUGCUGAAUUGCGAGAACGAAAAAUGACAGAUGCUGAAAUCGAAGAAGAGGUCAAUGAUGCCGUAAUGAAAGAGUAUCUUCAACGAGUUUAUACGUCUAUAUUAUCGAACAGCGAUUUAGCUGAUCUUGGCGAUAAUAUACCACAGCUUUUAGUGCAGCAAGCUCAGUCAGUGGUCAUUAUGCACAAAGCUGUUGAUAAAAUACAAAAAGAGUUGAAAAAAUCUCGCGACGAGCAACGGAAGUUGUUUCAGGAGGAACAUCCAGUUUUAUCACGUAUUUCUCCCUGGUUGUACGCGAAGCUUGAGUCUGGAGAACAAACCAAGAUAUCAAAGAUAACAUGGGGAGCGCACGAAGAAGCACUCAAGAUCGCACAGAAGCACAACUUACACCAAACGGUAUAUUUUCUAAAUCGCGAUUUGGCGUUUAUGAAAGAGCGAGAGCCGGUACUGCUUAAAGAAUUAAAAAACGCUAAAACGCCGACCCGCAACUUCCAAUGGGCUUGUCGAAUAUGGUCACCAAAAUCCUGGAUCAUACGUCGUAGUUUCCAAGGCCACUCGGAAAUAAUACCAACUGUUAUCACGCAACAGGCUACUUCAAUAGUUACCCCUCGAUCGGAUCCUAGUCAGCCAGUAUUUCUAGUAGAAAAGGAAUUGGUCCGAUCAACCAGUACGCGAUGGCCAAUGUGGCGUAUGUUGAAUCUCUUCCAACGCACUUGGACAUGGACGUGGAACAUAAUGUUUUUGUUGGGAGUAAUCGUACCAUGGUGCAGUCCGCUUGGGCUUCGUGCUCUGUUUUGCAUUAAACCAUUCAUGGCAGAUUUGGAGCUAUCUCAGGUAAACGGAACGCUUUUCCCUCGAAAAACCAGUAUAACGCAAACGAUGUGUUCCCGCCUGGUGGAGCUGUGGAGACAUAUUUCAAAAGCAAGGACACAUUUUGAAACGGAACCGGACACCGGAUUUGUCGGCAAAGGCAUGACGAGACAUUUAAAUAGAUUGUACAAUUAUUUCGUAAAGGGUUUCCUAGGCUCACUUCUUAUACUCACAAUGUUUCCAUUGCUGUGUGUUAGUGUUAGUAUUAGCAGUAUAGCAUUUGCCAUAGCAGCACCCCUGUGGAUGCCUUUCAUUACCGUUACCCUGCACCUGUACAUGAUGCUUGUGUACGAUUUGGACUGUCCCGACGAAAGUCGACGUAACCGCUACUGCAUUUUUCUCGAAGCUGUUGGAUGGAAUAUUGUAGUACAGGGUCUGAUUCAACCGCUCGUCGCAUUGGUGGUAGCCUCAACGAUAUGUCCAGCAGUGUCUGUAGUGGUGUUGUUCGUUGGGGUCGCCAGAUAUUGGUUAAGAUUGUUCUGGGAUGCAAUCACAUUUCAUCUGUUCAUCAAAAAAUGUGGCCGUGUACCUGCGAGCGAUAGCUUAGCUGUUAAGCGUAUAGCAGGUCCAGGAUUAGCAUUAGACUACUACUUCUCGAUCAAGCCAGAGCAAGCUUUAGCAGCAUUUGAAGCUAAAAUGGAACUUGAUGAAUUACAGGCUUAUCAACAUUCAAUGGAAACAAUUAUAUGCCAACCGCAGAAGGAUUUCAGUCAAUUUGUGGAAGCUUGCUUUGGGCCUUUCUCGGCACAACUUUCAAAAACGGUUGGGCCUUACCGGCAGCUUGAGCGAGAAGGUCAAGAUUUGAUGACUUCUUUGCAUGAAAAAUUGGAAAAGCGGCGUAGAGACCUACAGACCGGCCUUACCACGGCUGUGAAAUCAAGGAUUAAACUGAGUACAAUGGAACUGAAAAUUGUCAUUCAACAAUCGGCUUACAUGUUGGAAAAGUUUUAUCCUUCACACGUUAUAGCGAGACUUUCAAUCAGUGAGGAUGAAUUCUGGGACGCAAAGGGUCUCUCCGUCGGAGAUUGGGCAGGUCUAGCCGGCUUGCUGUACGCUGAUAUUUUUAGCUUGGACUUUUUAACACCCUUAGGGGAAAGCGAUACACAGUUCAAGCUAGAACCUCACUCACAGCUGGAUUUGUCCCGUUAUACCGAAAUGGUACAAAACACUAGUGACAUAAUGGGUAUAAACGGGCCAGAUCUGCUGGGUAAUGUCUAUGCACCGCGAGGCAAUAUCCAGGUGCACUCGCCAUAUUUAGAAGUUUCCGCUUUCAACCCUCGUUCGCGGGUGAUGAUUAAUUCUAGAAGAGCCGAAAAGAGAAAUGACACGUCCUCUGGCUUAACCACACCACGUGUGAGAGCGCGUCGUUCACCUAUUCCGACACCGAAUUCACGCAACAGUUGGAAACCGUGGAAACGAAAACAGCAGAAAAAACAUGCGACCGACAAGCUAUUGAUUCCAUUGCCGAUUCCGCAUCCCGUUCAUAUAGCCAUAUCAAUCUACAACCGCGAUUCGGAGCAUCCCAUUCCGGUUGAAUCGGACAUUUGUUGGGAUAUUCUGCGAUCGAUCGAAGAAUGCCAGGGAGAUUUGGAGGCGAUUUUACGCUUCCGGGAAUCUGGUGCCGUAGGAAAUCGUUCAGUCGGAAUCAGUGUUGAUGGGCUAGCCGCAAUCGAUUCCAGUAUUGAUUCGUUAGAUUCGCAAAAUUCCUCUAACUCUGGGACCAAGGACAGCAUGGAUAUGAUGGCGGGCGCUAGUGAAACGUUGCCAUGUACCAAUCGUGAGGUAACUAUCAUUAUGCCAUCUACUACCAUGGGCGAUGUAGAUAAUGUCGAUUCUACGAUGGAUCGGAUUAGCAUCGAACCGGCCAGUGAUGUUACGCCGACCACAGCGCCUGCUCAUUUUCAUUGGACACUAAGAAACUGGGUGGGUGGUAAUGGUAGCCAAGCGGCAGCGGCUGCUCGUCGACGCAAUACCAGCUAUACGUAUAGUAGCACCGCGAACACUGUACAAGGUAAUUUGAACAGUGCCAGCACCAUUUCACAAAACGAUGCGCAGCUCGAACAGAUUCGUGUAGAUCUGGCUAGUCCUGAGGAUAUUUCGUUGGACACUGACAGCUCUCGAGCUGUGUUCAGUGCCGCUUAUGGAACAACAGUUUAAGCAGAUGUUUGCUUCCGUUAUUCAAAGAAAACAUUAUAUUUGUGAUAAAAACAAGUACAGAUUUAAUUUCUCAGUACGCGAGAAACGAAUUGUAGAUGUGAACGUGCGUUAGAAACACACAUUAUUUACAUCCAGUGUUAACCUUUAAUUUUUUUUAUAUUGUUUAAAUCCGUUUUGAGAUAUAUUUUUUAUCUUUUUUAAAUGAGUUA